This is a messenger RNA of Schizosaccharomyces cryophilus OY26, 231 nucleotides long. RefSeq lists its product as uncharacterized. The coding region runs from base 1 to 231 and encodes 76 amino acids. The transcript has 2 exons. The record is from RefSeq and is a predicted model, not a curated record. Lineage: Eukaryota; Fungi; Ascomycota; Schizosaccharomycetes; Schizosaccharomycetales; Schizosaccharomycetaceae.
AUGGAGUUUAAGGGUUCUAUAAAUGAGCAGAUCAUAGAGAAAGUUCUAUGUAGUCUUAGUCGCUGGAAUAUUGAAAAUGAAAAGCGUAUCCGGAAAGAAAGAAAGAAGCAUAUCAUGAGUUGUAAACAAGAAGUCUUAAAUAUGGUUGACGAAGCCUCAAAAAGAAUUAAGAAGAUGCAAUACAAGGAAAGAAAGGAAAUUGCAAUUCAUAAUAAAGACAUGGAAAAAUGA